UCUGUUUACCCCGCGGAAGUUUGUCUGUGGCGUGUAGAUGGGAUGUUGUUAAUUUGCGUUUAGUAAAGGGACUUACGGAGACAUUUUGCUCAUUUUUAGGGUGUGUUGAUAGUCUGUUGCAGGAACAGAAGAGAGUUUUUGAGGGGGAAAAAUGUUGGAGUGUGGCAUGCUGGAGCGGGACAGGCAGGCUCUCCGAAGAAACUCAGCUAUCCUGUGCAGACAGCUGGUGGUAGAUGAGCUGCUCAUUCAGUCACUGCAGGCAGACGACAUCCUCACGGAGAGCAUGGCUGAGAGCAUUAUGGCAGAGCAAACGUCUCAGAAACGCAGCUGGCGUUUGCUUCUACUCUUACCAAAACGUGGACCCAGAGCCUUCAGCAGUUUCUGCUCAGCUCUUCAAGAUACUGAACAGAAACACCUCUAUGACCUGCUCAUAAAAUCACCAGAGAAAGAUGGCAGAGAGACACACACAGAUAGUUUUCAGCCUGAGGAGGAGCCACAGGAGAAGGCAGGGCAGCUGGUUAUGGAAAGAACAAAAAAGAAGAGAGAGAGGUCUACGGACUCUUCUCUUCCGCUUCCAACUCAGGAGGAAAUUGCAGCCAAGAGAGCAAGGACACAUGAAUCCAUGGAGUUUAGUCUGGAUGCUGACAGUCCCAUCAACACUCCGGUCCUACCCUGCACGCCUGACUUUUACCUCUCCCGCUGCCAGCAGUCUUACAGGUUGAGUUCAUCGCCUCGUGGUUUUGGCUUGGUGAUCAGUAAUGUGACCUUUGACCCUUGUGCUGCCCCUGACCUUGACCCUAGAAAAGGCGGCGAGGUGGAUGAUGAGGUCCUCAGGAAGGUUUUUACAGAGCUGGAUUACAUUGUUGCUGUGCACAGAGACCUCACUGCUCAGGGUAUGAGGACCUGCAUUGAGAACUUUUCCAGACGGCCAGAGCACCGGACAGUGGACAGCUGUGUGGUGUGUCUGCUCUCCCACGGAGUGGAAGGGGCAGUGUACGGUACAGAUGGCAAACUCCUGCAGUUGGACUGGGUGUUUGAGGCCUUUGACAAUGCACACUGUCCACUUCUACAAAACAAACCAAAGAUGUUUUUCAUCCAGGCCUGCAGAGGAGAGGAGAUGGACUGUGGCGUGGAGCAGAUAGACGGGCCAAAGAGGACGUGCUCACCAAGCUGUGAACAGCGGGAUGCUGGCAGGGAGGGACAGGGGGAUGCAGACUCCAGACAGAGGGGGGACACAGGAAGGCCCAGGAUUAAACUUCCCCAGCGGUCGGACAUGAUCUGUGGCUUUGCGUCUCUCAAAGGUCAGAGAAUUUGCACAGCAGCCAUGCGAAACACUAAGAGAGGAUCCUGGUUUAUCCAGGAACUCAACUCAGCACUCCGCCUCCACGCCAGAGACACCCACCUUGCGGACAUAUUGGUGCAGGUGAACAGUCGUAUUAAGGAGAGGGAGGGCUACGCCCCAGGUACCGCCCACCACCGCUGCAAAGAAAUGUCAGAGUUCACCAGCUCAUUGUGCAAAGACCUCUACUUUUUCCCCAAGUACCAGCCCCAGUAUUAAUAUGCACAUUAACACACACAGAUCAUUCCUUGUAUUGAAGCCUGAAGUAAGGGCAUCACAGCUGUUUAUUGCACACCACACACUCACACAUUCCCCCCUGUUACAACUUGACAUCCAAAUGUCUAGUGGUUUUAAUUUAUCCAUUCAAACCACUAGACUCACGCACACAUAUACACAAAUCCUGGAAAGAAAAAAGGAGCGAGCUUCUGUUAAUCUACAUCUACAUGGAAAUGGGCAACCUAUUGGCAUACAAUGUGCUCAUGUAUAUAUUUGUGUGUCUGUGUCUAUGCCAGUUAGAGGGUUUAGAUGUUAAUCCUUUGCAGUCAAACUGCACAGCUACUUUGAGCUUUCACAAGCCUCUUUUUAAAAUGUAUUUUGUACACAGAUCUAUUUUUGUGGCUUUAUUUUAUAUGGAAUUCUUUUUAUAAGGAUUGUAAGGCCCAUUCUUGUAUUUGUACAUAAUGUAUGUUAAAUGUUAUGAACAUUUCUUGUUAUUAACAUAGUGACAGGCAGGGGGCAGCGCAGCAAAAUGCAUUUCAGCAUCUCGAUUUCAUCAAUAUUAACAUCUCCUUCAGUUGAAGAAGAGCUUUAUUGUCAUGGCAGCCAUGGCAUAGGUUACAGACAGCUAUGUUUAAAAUUAAACAAUAGAGUUUUGAACUAUUAAAUUAGAAUAUAUGAUUUUUUUUUCCUCACAUAGUUUGCCUUACGAAAAGAACAACACCGACAGGGCAGCUUCAGUAUGAAGUUUAUUUUCUCACUUUAAAUUAAUGAUGACAUUUACUGAUAUUUAGUAAAUUUCUCUGUCAGGGUGGUGGAGUGCAGUCUGGUGCUACAUGUAGGGUCACUUACAGACAGUACGAACUCUGACCUUUACACAUUUUACUUGUAGUGUUUGUUCCUGCAUAGGAGCUGCAUAUUUAGUCAGUCUCGCCAUUGUAUUUUACUAUAAUCGAUGCACAACACAUAAAAAAGUGUCUUCCAUUUAAAAAAAAGCCUGUGCCAGCUGAGGAUGAUGUGUUGGAUAAGUUUAUGACCAUGGUGCUGCUUUCAUAGCAUAUUAUAAGUCUCUGGCACGCCUCCAAACAAAGUAUUUCUCAAAGCUGCUCCAGAAUUUAUGGUUCCCAGAAAGAAAAGAAAACUGACCAGGCAAAGUAUGUUUUAGUUACAGCAGUGUUGCAGUGAGGGACACAGUGGUUGAAACAGUAUUGGUUGUUAACUAUCAGUAAAGGGAUGAUUUUAAAGAUCCUGUAUAUGAGGCGGUUUUGGCAGAGUUUACCCUGGUCUGAAGUGUGCUCACUCCACUUAUGUUUUAGUUUUAAUAAUUAAGAAACAUAACUUAAGAGAGGAAAAGAUUGGACUGUUAUAAGAGGAUAGUUUUCCUGUAGAAUGAGACGUUUUGCUGCCAAACUCUGCUGAAGUGCUAUGUGGGGUGAUGUGAUGUAGGGUGGCGAGGGGGCAGGAGAGACUUCAAUAUCAAUUACUGCCAAAUGUUGAGUAUAAUAAAAGGC
Pelmatolapia mariae (spotted tilapia) is the source of this 3066-nucleotide messenger RNA. It is a transcript of the gene casp2, whose product is annotated as caspase 2, apoptosis-related cysteine peptidase. Gene Ontology annotation, biological process: proteolysis; regulation of apoptotic process. The coding region runs from base 152 to 1558 and encodes 468 amino acids. The transcript has 12 exons. NCBI's taxonomy places the organism in Eukaryota, Metazoa, Chordata, Actinopteri, Cichliformes, Cichlidae. The record is from RefSeq and is a predicted model, not a curated record.